ACACCGGCUGACCCAGUCAUGGGCACAGAGGACCCAAAUCGCUCUCUGCAUGGACUUAUACUGGAUUAAUCAACUUAACCUAUUUAUUUAUUUGCAUAUUUAUGGUUUAUCUACUUUCUUGAGCCCUGAAUGCGGACGCGGAGCACUAUGCACUCCAGAGAGAAGUCGCGGAGCUGCGAUAAUUACCUGAGUAUAAAGGACUCGGAGUCGUUGGACCGCUGCAUUCAGAGCGUGUUAUCGGCUCUGUAUCCUCCGUUCAGCGCGUCGGCGGCCACCGUCCUGUGGCAGCUCUUCAGUGUCGUGGAGAGACAGUACCGCGGAGACGGCCUGCACUGCUUCAUUGACUUCCUGCUGCCCGCCAAGAGAAUCCUGCAGAUAAUAAAACAGGAGGCCUGUCUGCGAUUCAAAGGCCUGUUGCUGUACCACGAGGGAUGGCCACUGUGUUUGCAUGAAAAGGUGGUUCUGCAACUUGCACCCCUGCAUAAAGUACGUCUACGGCAGGGAGAUUUCUACCUGCAGGUGGUUCCCUUAGGCCGCAAGGCUGCCAAACUGGUCAUAAAAUGCCUGUCAGGGAGCGGACAAGCCAUCGCAGAGAUCCCUGUGGCCGAGAGCAUGUACGGCAGCGUGUUCACACCUGAGUUCCUGCAGAAUGUAACGCAUGAGCGCAACCUGCACCCUCUCCAGAACUGCCUCCUCAGUACCGGCGCUGUGGUUUACCGAACGCCCUGGAAGAACGUGGUCAAUCCUUUGUUCGUGACCAGCACUGCCGACGCAAUCAUGCAGGCGCGGAGCAGCGGCGGGACCCUGCGGGGUCAGCUCAGCACCUGCAGCACCCACGGAUCCACAGGAACGCUCAGUUCCCGAGACUCCUUGGGCGCUGAGUCCACCGUGUCCGAGCCAGUCCUCAGCGGGAGCCUCACGGAUAUGGGCAUCAGCUCCCUGCACUCGGAGGAUUCGCCCUUGCAAAAGAGUCCCAACUCCCUUCCCCAGACACCCACCUUGGGCAGCCCAGAUCAGGGAUGCAUUCGAGGCGGAAUCGGCAACAAAAUCCUCUCGUUCAGCACAGACCUUAGCAAUCCCGGCCUUCGCAAGAGGCAUCCCAGAGACUCUGCGGCCUUCGAGUCGCGUCGGCUUUUCCGCAAGUCCUACAUGGAGGCACUGCAGAACCCCAUGAACCUCGGCUCCAGCUCAGAAUCAAUUCUGGAGGAAGGGACGGAAUCUGAACCAGGAGCGCCUCACGGCUCCGUCACAAAGGAUCCGAUCCCUCGGAGAACCUGUGAUCGUGGAUGGCUGGGAGGAGAUGAAUCUCGCAACGGUUCUCCCGCUGUCCAUCCAUCCAAGAGCGCCGAGUUCAGUCUGGGUGAGAGACGCUCCAAAUCUCUCGAACGUACCAACAAGGCCUUGCAGGUUAAAGGCCACCGGGCACGGUCGUCCUCCGGUGGAUCCGGUAGCGGCCUUCCCAAGAAACUUAUGAAUGGUUAUGCAUUUCGUUUUGGAAAAUUGGAUUUGGAGGCGGCCUUUCCUGGCAUCGAGAAACGGAGCAACAAAGAGAACUCAGGUCUCUCUGAUGAGGGUCUGCACUCGAGCCCCAGGAGGAACAGUAACAGCGCUGAUGAGUUUGUUCCUCCUAAACCCCCCAGCAGAGCAGCGGUGUCUCCUGGCCCGUCCGCGGCGCCCCCUGCUGUCUGUGCUCCAGCGCUGCUCUCACUCAUCAACCAGGAGCUCCUGACCUCCGGUGCUCUGACGCUUCCCGGUAACCAGGACCGCGGUGGCAGAGCCGUGCUGCAGGUGUGCACCAGGAACCAGGUGUGGACAGACGCGCGCUUCACCACAAACCAGAUCAGCCAGCUGCUCUGCUGCUACUGCCACAGACUGCGGAGGGAGAAGCGAGACCUGGGUUUGACGGUUCUCGUUGACGCCCGCAGGCGAGCGGUCGCGUCUGCGCUCUUCUCGGCUCUGUCUGAGCUUCAGACUCUCGUACCCAAUGCACUUUACUCAGUUUUGAUUCUGAUGGACAGAGAUGCAGCAGUGAAAGUGGAGCGAGACGUCUCAGUUCCUUGUGAAGUCCUGACGUCUCUGAAAGCUCUGCAGAAGCACAUCGACUCGUCGCAGCUCACCAGAGACUUUGACGGCAGCUUCCCAUACGAGCACAGCCACUACAUUCACUUCAGACAGAAAAUCGAACCGUUUGCUGCGAGCUGCAGCGCUGCGAUCGCUUCUCUUCAAAGCUCCAUCGAGACGCUGAGCAGCAUCGGCAGUCUGGAGACGUCUGAGGAGGUGUCAGAGGUCAUCAGCCAGCAGAAGAGUCUCAUGAAGAGCGUUCUGGACGACACCAAACUCAACCGCCUGCGGCUGGAGGGCGGCACCUUUCUGGCCCGCAUCAGGAAAGAGGAGAUGUGUGAAAACGAGAACUACAGGUACUGCCUUCAUCAGAGGACUGAUAAAUCCUUACAUUGA
This is a messenger RNA of Sinocyclocheilus rhinocerous, 2457 nucleotides long. RefSeq lists its product as uncharacterized. The record is from RefSeq and is a predicted model, not a curated record. The coding region runs from base 130 to 2457 and encodes 775 amino acids. NCBI's taxonomy places the organism in Eukaryota, Metazoa, Chordata, Actinopteri, Cypriniformes, Cyprinidae. The transcript is spliced from 10 exons.